AUGACUACUCAAAACAUUGGUUCAUCGUACCCGCCACCACCCGAAAUUUAUAAACGAUACACCGAUGAGAACCUUGCAAAGUUUAAACAAGUUAAAGAGAAAGGAAUUGAAGCCAUAAUACACGAGAAUGUAGCCUUGCCAACAGAUUUUAAUAUAUUGGAUUUGGAACCCCCUCCACCAUUAACUGAGGGAGUUUAUUCCUUCUUUGGGGAAUUUUGGCAGGUAGUCGAUAGGAAUGCUACUUUAGAAGAAAAUGGAGUACCACAAUUAUUUCCCCCGGGAAAAAUAAAUCGCGCAGUUUAUUUAAAGAAAUUGAAUAACUCGGCUGUUUUCAAUUUUGUCGAAUUACUCGAUACAUUAGUAAAAGAUCCCGAUCAAGCACCAGAAAAAAUAGAACAAAUAAAACAUAUAAUUUUGAAUAUGAAAUAUUUGUUAAAUGAAUAUCGCCCUCAUCAAAUUGAACAACGAAAAAAAGCCACGAAUGAAAUUAAUAAACGUUGUUCUGAAUUUAAAUCAAUAUUGCAAAAUGUGAAAAAUGCUUGGAAAAAUAUGGAUUAUGUUAAAAUGGAUAUAGAUACGGACGAAAAAUCUAUACACCCUAAGACAGACCAAGAAAAAUCUAUUUCAUCAUAUUAUAUUAAUCCAGAUACUACACAAAAAAUGUUGAAUAUGAUAGAUGAAAUCGAGUAA
This is a messenger RNA of Diversispora eburnea, 690 nucleotides long. The record is from the annotation of a GenBank genome assembly. NCBI's taxonomy places the organism in Eukaryota, Fungi, Glomeromycota, Glomeromycetes, Diversisporales, Diversisporaceae.